This is a messenger RNA of Periconia digitata, 1607 nucleotides long. NCBI's taxonomy places the organism in Eukaryota, Fungi, Ascomycota, Dothideomycetes, Pleosporales, Periconiaceae. The record is from the annotation of a GenBank genome assembly.
UAUUAUUCAGACCGCUUCGGCAUUAUGCGCCUCCAACCUCCAUCCAGAAGGUAUAAGACGGCGCUGUGGUGCCACGCUGUAGCGUGUUACGCCGAGGGCCCAGUAUCAACACACACGCACACAAUCAAUCCCUGGUCGCGCCAUUCGCUGCCAUCAAGACAAAGGAUACCCACCAGACCAAAUUUUUUACCUAAGUACCGUAGACUUUGCGCGCGCUAAGUCCUUGCUCAGCAGCAGGCAAAAACAAACGUUUCGCCCAUCAACAGCUUGUUCUUCAUUCACCUUCUCCCGCACUUUUUUCCAUUGUCUUUUUCCUUUCCUCUGAACCGCCCUCAGCCAGAAGAACAAAGUCCAAUUCAAGAAUCAUGACGUUUGCCGAACACCCCAUUGACACCCCGCCGCGGGCACCCUCGCCAGUUCAUCGCUUUGGUACGCUUGCUGUGCAUGCCGGAAGUCCCCAUGAUCCUGUGACGGGCGCCGUCAUUGAGCCUAUCUCGCUUUCCACCACUUUCGCGCAAACCAGUGUGGGGAAUCCCGUCGGCCAGUACGAGUACUCAAGAUCCUCAAAUCCCAACAGGGAUAAUUUCGAGAAGGCGGUUGCUGCUCUCGAGCAUGCUCGCUAUGCUUUAGCCUUCAGUUCCGGCUCUGCAACCACUGCCAACAUCCUCCAGUCUCUUGCUGCAGGUUCCCACGUCAUCUCUGUUUCCGAUGUCUAUGGUGGAACCCACAGAUACUUCACCAAAGUCGCUGCCACUCAUGACGUUCUUGUAACCUUCACGCCCAACAUCGACGACGACAUUGCCGACCUCAUUCGACCAGAGACGAAACUCAUUUGGAUUGAGUCGCCGUCUAACCCAACCCUCCGCCUCGUUGACAUUAGGAAGGUCGCUACAACCGCACAUCAACAUGGCAUCUUGGUCGUAGUGGACAACACCUUCUUGUCCCCAUAUGUGCAGAACCCCCUGGACCACGGCGCAGACAUUGUCGUGCACUCUGUGACCAAGUAUAUCAACGGCCACUCGGAUGUAGUCAUGGGUGCUGCCGCCUUCAACUCCGAAUCCAUUUACGAUCGCCUCUCCUUCCUCCAAAAUGCUAUUGGCGCCAUCCCCUCGGCAUUCGACUCAUGGCUUGCUCACCGUGGCCUGAAGACGCUACACCUUCGCGCUCGCGAGGCCACCAAGAACGCAACAGGUGUUGCCACAGCCCUCGAAGCUUCUUCCCACGUUAUUUCCGUCAACUACCCUGGUCUGAAAUCACACCCGCAACAUUCCAUCGCACUCAAGCAGCACCGCGACGGGAUGGGCGGCGGUAUGCUGUCCUUCCGCAUCCGUGGAGGUCACGAAGCCGCCGAGCGCUUCUGCCAGGCCACCAAGAUCUUCACUCUUGCCGAGUCCCUCGGUGGUGUGGAGUCGCUAGUUGAAGUCCCCAGCGCCAUGACGCACGGCGGAAUUCCCAAAGAACAGCGCGAGGCCGCGGGCGUUUUCGACGAUCUGGUGCGCGUGAGCUGCGGUAUCGAGGAUGAGGCGGAUCUGGUGGCCGAUGUUAUGCAGGCGGUCGAAAAGGCAGUCGUUGGUGGCAAAAUCUCCAACGGCAACGGACAUGCUUAA